Molecule: messenger RNA, 700 nt
Organism: Drosophila melanogaster (fruit fly)
Lineage: Eukaryota; Metazoa; Arthropoda; Insecta; Diptera; Drosophilidae
Gene: MtnA
Product: metallothionein A
Exons: 2
Coding region: 126-248 (40 amino acids)
Molecular function (GO): metal ion binding
Source: RefSeq, marked reviewed
UGCAUCAGUUGUGGUCAGCAGCAAAAUCAAGUGAAUCAUCUCAGUGCAACUAAAGGCCUAAAUAGCCCAUACCUACCUUUUUUGUAAACAAGUGAACAAGUUCGAGGAAAUACAACUCAAUCAAGAUGCCUUGCCCAUGCGGAAGCGGAUGCAAAUGCGCCAGCCAGGCCACCAAGGGAUCCUGCAACUGCGGAUCUGACUGCAAGUGCGGCGGCGACAAGAAAUCCGCCUGCGGCUGCUCCGAGUGAGCUUUCCCCCAAAAAAGAUCUGGAGUAGAGGCGCUGCAUCUUGUCUCUCUACACACCCUGCAAUAAAUGUCCAAUUAAAGUAAUUGAUGCCUAACUGCGUCUUUUCGGGUUGCAUAAUCAAUUGGUCUGCGGCAUUCUAGGUUAGAUUCGCUUUUAUUGGAGGUAGCUUCUAGCUACGUGGUCGGCAAUAUGCGUCGUGGAAAUGGGAUGGUCAAGUGUUUUCCACAAUGUGCAUAUACAUAUGUACAUAACACUAAAGUCAGUUGAGCAAUAUGGUAAUCUGAGAUGCCUCACUUCUGAAGCGACUGAGGGAUUGAGUUUCAAAGCACAGCGGCUUGAACUCAUGACUUGUAGAUAAAAAUACAGUUGCGGGCGUUAGAAUAUAGCCGCUAUCGAAUGGAUAAUAUUAAAGAAUACUAGCUUUAGAAAUAAUAAAAAUAUAUUACCCUAUC